Molecule: messenger RNA, 1710 nt
Organism: Scophthalmus maximus (turbot)
Lineage: Eukaryota; Metazoa; Chordata; Actinopteri; Pleuronectiformes; Scophthalmidae
Gene: ints15
Product: integrator complex subunit 15
Exons: 8
Coding region: 147-1511 (454 amino acids)
Source: RefSeq, a predicted model, not a curated record
UAGACGUCAACGGCAAGUAGUUUUGUCCCAUGCAGGUAUCCGUAGGUACAGGAAGUGGCUCCGUUUGUCGUUCAGCGAUCAACCACCUCCUCGUUCUCAGCGUCAGCUAAUUUAAAAAAAAGAAGUUCUUAGGUCUCAAGGUGCCGAUGGGGGACAUUCGUCAGUCGUUGCUGCCCCGGGAUGUGCUCAGUGCGGCCAAGGAGCUGCUGUACCACCUGGACAUCUACAUCUGUAACCUGGUGCAGUCCGGGAGGCAGCCUCCUCAGGUCGACGCCAAGACCCUGGAGCUGGUCGAGGAGUUCAUCCUGCACGCACCCAAGGACAGAAACACCCCCGGCAGGAGAAUGAGUGCUCUGCAGGAGCUACAGCUGUUGGAGAUCAUGUGCAGCUGUUUUCAGGAGCAGAGUCGGGACACUGUUCGUCAGCUCAUGUUCUCCGCCCUCUUCAGUCUCCAGGGCAACCAGGCAGACGAAAGCCGCAUGGCACUGUUAGGCAAGUUGGUCUCCAUGGCGGUCGCUGUGGGCAGGAACCCUAUCUUGGAAUGCGCUGCCACCUGGCUACAGAGAACCCACCGCGUGUACUGCGUACGUCUGGCGCAGGUGCUGGUGGACGACUACUGCAGUAUGGUGCCAGGCUCAGUCCCCACCCUUCAGAACAUCCACGGCGCCAGCCCGCGCUUCUGCUGCCAGUUCAUCACUGCUGUCACCACCCUCUAUGACCUCACCUCAGAGGAGCUCACCCCUCCGCUGGAACUCCUCCAGAUGAUUGUGUCGUGGAUCCAAGAUGACCCUCGCCUGGUCCUGAUCACCUUCCUGAAUACGCCCCUGUCUGGCAGCCAGCCAAUUAGCUCGCUUGACAUCACACCAUUGGGGGGGUUGAUGCGUUGGUGUGUCAAGGCGCCGCUGGCUUACAGGAGAGAAAAGAAGCAGGCCCUCACUAAUGGCAGCGCCGAGAAUGAGCAGGAGGCGGGGCCUCUUCUCUCUGCACUUCAUCUUAGUGUUUUACAGGUCUUCAUGCUCCUGCCAAAUAUACUAAACGAGAAGGGGCUUUUCGGCCGCCUCGCGCUGCUCCAGUUGGAGUCCUUGGCUGCGCUGACCUCUGACCUUUCCAGACUGUUGGACCAGGCCGACAAACAUACACACACAUCAUCCGCAGACACACAGGCCUUGUCCCAGCUGACCCUGGACCGGCUGGCACAGGCCCUGCAGGUGGCCAUGGCCAACGGAGCCCUGCUCUGUUCCAGAGAGGAUCUGAGAGCCAUCUGUUCCCGCCUCCCCCACAACAAUUUGCUCCAGUUGGUGUUGUCAGGCCCGGUGAUGUACUACAACAACAUCCACACCCCUCCGCUGGCCUUCAGCCCGCAUGCAGCUCACUCCCCCAUCGCCUCGCACCCCACACACCCGGCACACACCCCACACACGCCUCUUGCCACCCACCCCUCCUCUCACCCUCAGUACCCCGGUCAGCCUUUCAUGACGGGGAUGCCCUUCCCCUUCCGGCCCAGCCACUAGAAGGAACCAUGUGCAUCUCGUUUGCAGAAGCAGUGGGCGUGAGUGUUGAUUUUGGGUAAUGACUGUUGUUGUCCUCUUGUUGACAUGUAUGAAUUAAUGUGUGAAUGAGAAUUAUGCGUUAUGAUGUUACUAAUCUUAUUUGUGUCCGAGAAAGUCGGCGAGGCUGGCGUGUUUGUCCAAUAAAUAUUUUUUUACUUGA